Syngnathus acus (greater pipefish) is the source of this 1934-nucleotide messenger RNA. RefSeq names its product matrix-remodelling associated 8a (gene mxra8a). Bases 162 to 1469 code for a protein of 435 amino acids. The record is from RefSeq and is a predicted model, not a curated record. NCBI's taxonomy places the organism in Eukaryota, Metazoa, Chordata, Actinopteri, Syngnathiformes, Syngnathidae. Gene Ontology annotation, cellular component: cell surface; membrane. Gene Ontology annotation, biological process: establishment of glial blood-brain barrier; cell adhesion. The transcript has 12 exons.
UCACUUUGGUUCUGUGCAGAAGUCUCCACUACAGCUGGGUCUUUUCAAACCCUAAAAAAGAAAAAUCGGCAAGUGGUGUUGGAAUAAAGAAGACUGUUUAUUUUUCCUCACAAGGACAGUAUUCAACCUGAGAAACCGUACAGGUACUAAAUAGAAGCAACAUGAAGAGUCACCGGGAGAUCUUUUUUAAGUCUCUUUUCUUAAUCCACAUGUCUGUGGUCUACUUCUUCACUGCAGUGGACGGCCAGUCAGAUAGCAGCAGCAGCAGCGUUGUGGUAGCUGGCUACAAUGUGAGCGCCCCGGCUGGCUCCGUCGUGACGUUACAAUGCGUCAGUGGCCGCAUGGUGUGGACAAGAGACAACCUUAGGGACAGACAGAGGGUAGUCCACUGGGACGUGUUCCGGCCCUACGUGGACGACGGCAUGGAGAGAGUGCUGGACAUGUACUCUGCUGGAGAGCAGAGAAUAUACAACUCCUACAACCUGAAAAGAGUCGGCCUCAGUCAGAAAGCCUUCAAGGAUGGAAACUUCUCACUGGUCAUCAAAGAUGUGACAAUGAACGACAAAGGCCUGUACUCUUGUAACCUCCACCACCUCUACUGCCACUUGUACGAGACGGUCCGAGUGCAACUGAACGUCACCAAAUCCCGUCGUAAAGAGCAGAGCUACUGGGAUGGCCACAAAGCGGUGUACGUGGUGCUAGUGGGGAGCACUGUGGUGCUGCCGUGCAUCAACAGGAAAAACGUGUGGACAGACUGGGGCAAUGAAGAGGAGAAUCAGCAGGUGGUCCACUGGGACCGUCAGUCCCCGGGAAUCUACCACGAUCGUGCAGACCGUUUGGUGGAUCUGUACGCCUCAGGGGAGCAGCGUAGCUACGGACCCUCGUUCCUCCAAAGGAAGAUGAACAUCAGCAACCAGGCCUUCUCAGAGGGAGACUUUUCACUCACCAUAUCUGAUUUACAGGUCACUGACCAAGGGAUGUACUCGUGUCACCUUCAUCAUCAUUACUGUGGUUUACAUGAGAGGAGACAGUUUCAGGUCACCGUGGAACCACCGGUGAUUCACGCCACCAUCCCAGCUAAAGCAUUGCCCAGUGCUGACAAAGAUGCCAACAAAGUGGAGUCACCGCGAGUCAUCAACGUCGUCCUUCCUGACCACAGACAGCACUUUCUUCUGCCUCUGGGCUUCGUCCUCACCGCCUUUCUCCUUCUGGCGUUUGUCGUCCUCAUCAUCAUCCUCAUCACACGCAGACGUAGAACAACAGAGUUAUACUCAGUGGGAUCCACAAGGUCCAACCGAAGUCGAUGCAGCUCAGAUGAGUUUGAGAUGGAAGUUGCAGAGACAUCGCUGCCCAUCCGGGAGCCGGAUGACAGACUCGACUUUAAGAACAACCUGCUGAAGGAGGUCAACAUGAGCACACAGAGGAAAGUCAUUGAUCUGGAUGAAGAAAUGCAGAAGUGUCGCAAGUGAGAGAAGUGACUAUCGGGUCACUGGCUGGUCCAGAGGCUGCUCGUCACGCCCACACUGAUGGGAGUUUUGGCAGGGGAGACUCCAUAGAGAUGCGUGUGUGUCCAAGCCCUCAUGUUUUCUCAAGGCACAAACAAAAACAGUGAAUGAAUGUUUUGUUCAUCAUGUCACGUCAAGCCGUGAUACUACAAGGCACCAUAGUGCCACCUUGUGGUUGUUAAAUGUAGGUGCAAUACUGUAUUUUAAAUGACGCCUGACUCAGUUGUAAAUAGCGAAUCUAUUACAGCUUUGAUGUAUUUGUCAAACUUACAUUCUACUGUUGCUUUAUUUUCUCUGGACUAAAGCAACAUCUUAUAGCGGAUACUGCUCUUCCAAAAUGUUGUUCACGUUACGGAAGUAGUUACAUGCCUGCAUUAUCAUGCUUCAUUUGUGAAUUGUUUUGAACAUGUAUUAAAACAUUUUUGUCUA